Sardina pilchardus (European sardine) is the source of this 4949-nucleotide messenger RNA. RefSeq lists its product as uncharacterized. The record is from RefSeq and is a predicted model, not a curated record. Lineage: Eukaryota; Metazoa; Chordata; Actinopteri; Clupeiformes; Clupeidae. The transcript is spliced from 5 exons. The coding region runs from base 334 to 2124 and encodes 596 amino acids.
ACGUGCAACACGAGUGUUUACAUUAGGGGAAAGAAAUUGUGAUUGUGAUAGGCAAUUGAAACUCAAGUCAGAAUUUAGUCCUGCUACGCAAUUAAUAUGUUCAGAAUAUGGUCCCUGCUCUUUUAGUACGUUUUAAUCUUCUUGUAUGUGGUUGUCAGCUGACGUUGGCUCAUUUGUUUUACUUAACAUUAGCUAACUAACGUUAGCGAUAGCCAGAUAGCUCGAGUCAGGUUAGGAAGGAAGCCAGCCAGCCCACCUGACAAGAGUUUGCUGUCUGAUUUGUAAACGCAAAGAAUCGCCGCGCUAGGUCAAGACCCUUGAAAAUUGGUGAUCAUGGGUCGGCUGGAUGACGCCGCAAAGCGCAAAGUGGUGGAGCUGCGCGAGGCUGGUUUGAGUUUUCGGAAGAUAAAGGCGGUUCUGGAGCUGGAGAACAUCAAGGUGUCCGCACAAGCUAUCUAUUUGUUUCUCAAAGAGUACAAUGGCAGGAACGGGACAAACCUGGCGGCGGCGGCAAGGGGCGUUGCUGGUGUUCAGGCCACCGCGGUGGGCACUGGCGACAGCGGCCCCGCCAGCAGGAACAACAGCUGGAGGGACCGACAGCUAGGGAGCCUGAUGCGGGAAGCUUCCCGGGUUGCUGGAUUUUCCACAUCCCCUGACCCUGCUCAUCAUCAGGGAGGGCCUUCGGCUGAAGAGAGGGGCUCAAGAUCCAUAGGUGGCGGGAGCAGAGAGGACAGUGGGGGCAGAAAACAGGACGAGGAGGAGGAUAUUCGCAUCGUCAGCGUCACGUCUCUGGCACAGCGACCUCGCCAGGAUGGGACUCAGGCCCAGCGGACAAACAUGACCACGGGAGUCGGAGCCAUGACGGGGAUCUUCGCACGGAGACGUCUCACUGCCUCGCCAGCCACCAACCCGGUUCUUUUAGCCCGCAAAAGGCUGCUGGACAAAGCCAUGCUACACAGAGCAAGGAUGAGAGAUGGUGGUCCUUCACCUGCCCAGCAGGUGGCGCCCCAGCCGAGGAGAGAUCAGUCGUGGCGCAAUAUGAUGAUGCCAGCGGUGUCCUCCUCAAUUGACCUCACGGCGCCCAGGCCCCAGCAAGUGAGGGGGAUUGCGGACGGUCAUCCCGACGCCAGUCUGGCCAGACGAGGCUUCCAGCAGCGGAUAGCAGUCCCGCCCCCCCGAGUGGGCGUCCGACUCCCCAGCCCCACCGGCCCGGGCCCAAGCGCGACCGCCCAGGCGACCUCCGCCGCCACCAACCACAACCACAACCACAACCCCGGCGGCGUCCGCAUCCAGCACCCGGCCAGCCAGCAGCAGCGGAGGGAGCCGUCGCCCGGCUACCAGCCCGGGGCCCUGGAGGCGCUGCGCCAGUGUCUGGGGGAGCAGGUGCAGGGGCUGGGCUCGGAGGUGCGCAGCCUGGCGCUGGCGGUGCGCAUGCUGGUGGAGCAGCAGGGGCGGCUGGAGCGCGAGCAGGUGCAGCAGACGCAGGUGCAGAAGCAGAUCCUCAGCACGCUGCAGUUCCUCGCCUCCCGGCCGACGACCUGCGCGCUCGCCCACGCCACCCCGACGCCUCCUCCUCCUCUUCCUCCUCCUUCGUCGGUUCCCUCGUCCUCCCUGGCGGCGGCAGCGUCCUCGUACAGCCAGAGCACCGCCUUCACCUCCCCGCAGAGCAGCUACUCUAUGAGCGACAGCUCCGCAAUGGACGCCGCGGGCACGUUCAACUUCUCCGGAAUGAGUUCGGCGGGAGGAGGAGGAGGAGGAGGAGGCAUGAACGGCUUCAGCGGCUCAGAGAGUCUCCACGCGUCACACUCGCACUCCCACGCACUCACACACACCACGUCGCCGGCUUACUCGCAGUCCCUCACACACACGCCUCCGGACUACACUCAGACCCUGGUGCAGUCGCACUCUCAGAUGGCGAGUCCAGCUCUGGGUCAGGGGCAGGGUCAGGGUCAGGGCCUGUCUCACGCAGAUGCUUUUGUGGACAGGAAGGACUCUGAACUCUCAGCUGGCCAGGUGGGCGUCAACCUCCAGGACUGCAGCGCCUCCAUCCCGGCCCUGUCCCCCCUCGCCCUCUCGCCCCACGAGCCGCAGCUCCUCAACAUCAUCAAGGUGGAGAGCAUCUGACCACCACAGGGACACUGAGAGCACAACCCAAGUGCCACGCCAAUAAAAGACAUGGAGAUAGAACAUAAGACAUGGGCACAUUUUCACCAACUGUCCGCAGUGCAUACGUGCUACUGCCACAUCUGUUGUAGCCGGUUCCAUGGAUUCUAGGGGAAGCUUAGACUGGGUAAAUCCAGCCCGAUCUGCCGGCGAUUGGAUUUCGCUCUGCAGCUCAGGCUGGGAAACCUUUACAUGCACAUUUAUCUCUCCAGCUUCCUGUCCAUGUAUGCUGGAACCAAUCACAAUCUAGCUUAUCCAUCAGGCACACCCGGAUCAUUGAUCUGAUUGGUUGAAGGACUAUCCAAAUGCGUACAGAGUAAUUUGAACGAUGCUCACUGAUCACGCCUCUUGUGCAGCAGAAAUACAGCGCAGACUCCCCAGACUGAUGUUCAAUCUUAAAAGAUUGAGCUUAUUCUGGUGAUAACCAGACUAGGGGAAGGUCAUUUUCCACUUCAGUUGUACAAUCGCUUCCUCCAUCUAUCUGGACCUCCAACUAGGCUCCAGAGGGUGCCUCUCAUUUGGGCUUUUAUACGUCCUCCCUCGCUCCUCGGGCCUCGAUCCUCACUGAUCUACAUAAAGAAUGAUGGGGCGAAGACAAUGGGAUAGUCUGUCCAGUGCUGGUAAUAGAUCAGUGGGAAUACCCCUCGAGGAUCGAGCAUCGAGGAUCGAGGAGGCAUGUUGAGAAGCACCUAUAGUAAGAGACACUCGAGGUAGGUUACUCGUGUAUGAACAGUGUACGCCAGGGAUAAAGGACCAUGUGCCAAACUGUGCCCACCUGUGCCAGCAUCUUUGGUAUUUAUUCGUCAUCAGGUACAGUGCCUUCUAAAAGUAUUCCAUCUGCCUGAAAGCCAUCAUAAUUUUUAUAUACUUUGAUACAUUUUUCCAAUUAGAACAUAUAGCUGUAGCUCCAUGUCAUGUCCAUAAUAUGGCAAACAAUUAUUUUGUAUCUCCAAGGACAAUUUAUAGAAAACGGUUGUAAUUGACCUAUUUAUAAUAUUAGUGGACCAGUAAAUUGUUUGAUUAGGGGUAACUUGGGGAAGUGUACACCCACACUGGAAAUAUUGAAAGGAAAAAUGUUUCUAAGUUACCUUAAGAAAUAAGGUAAAAUAGUGAUUACUUUCAUAGGCUUAAAUACUUUUCCGAAGCACUGUAUUUUCCUUAUCACCAAUAACUAUUCAUUCUGUCAUUGUUACUGAAUGUUGAAGCGCUAGAAAAAUAAUACUGAAUUUAAUUGAAAUAAAAAUGGAUUCUACAAAAAAAGUAGAAUAUGUUGGUGACCAGAGUGGCAAAAAGGCCAUGAUCGUCAGCUCCAUGAUCUCACAAAGACUCAUAUCAUCACACAACCAGGAAUUCUCUCAAAUAAGUUGGGAGUUCUGAACUUUAGUUCCUGAAUUGAGAAUGUGGUGAGAUUUCUAUUUGUACCGUAACACAUAUGGUACUUACAUACAAAUGCUAAAACCUUUUCAAUUGACCAAGUUGUAGAUCACGUUUUGUUUGUGCUGCUGUUUCUGAUUGGCUGCAGACUGUUACUGACCAAAAGCCUUUGUGUUGUGCGGGGCCUGUUCAUAUCCAUGCUCUCUGUUUGAUUAUUAAUACUGUAGUCUCUCAAGGAUUCACUCCAGGUGUUGCGUAACAGUAAAUAAACAUUCCCAUUUUAAAGGUGUGAGACGGAACCUCUGGUUUACUGUUGUCUUACAUUUAAGAAAAUCAAAAGGAUUUCAGUGUUAUGCACGGUAUUGAUGUAAAGAAAGUAAAUGUUGAUGUACUGUAGAAUGUGGAAACAGUAGUUUUACAUCUUGUGUGCAUCACAAGCAAAAGGAAAGAACAAUAUUCUGUGUUGUGAAACACUUACGCCCAUACAGCAAAACUGACAAGCAAGUGCUGGAAUCAUCUCCUUGACGCGGACCAAUUUGCUCCUACUCUUAGGAUUUCCCUGUUCAUAUUCCCACAAAUCCUGAUUACUCCUGUGUACACCUUAAUGUUGUGAUCCCCGUAGGUAUUUUAUUGGGCGUAUACUAUGACUGCAAGCAGGUGUUUUAAAGACAUGAUCACACAUUGUAUCCUGACCCAAGUUCAGGCUACUUCUGUCAACUUAUUUUGAUACUAGUAGCUAAGUAUAUUCGGGUGCACAUUGGAGUAGCAUAUCUGCCAGAUAGUCUCACUGUAAAAUGUUAAAUAUUGAUCAGGUCAAAGGAGACCGAGUGCAUUAAAAAAAAAAAGAUUCACAACGUUGAUUGAAAAAGUAUUGUGAUCACGAUCAUUAUUUUGAUUGUGUGGGGGCAGUGGUGGUAGGGUAGUGGCUAAAGAGCCGUGCUGGCUAGCAUGCAUUUGCAGUGGCAAGAAACUCCCCCAGAAAUUCCCAACUGCCACCGUUGUGUCCUUUAGCUGGCACUUAGUUGCCCAGGGAGACGGGCCCUCUGGAUGAAAGUGUCAGCAAAUAUGAAUACGUAAUAAUAAUGACAAUUUGAUCACUAUGGUCAGAUCUGGUCAAGUAGAAACCACAUCCACAGCAAUCAGAGGACCUUCCGCCUCAUCUCGAGGAUCAGUUCCUGGCCUUAUAGGUCUGUUUUCCCCACAUGUUGUCAUCAUUUUUUGUGCUUUUAGUCAAGAAAACCAAUUUUCUUGAUACAAAUGUUUUGCAAUAACUUUCUCAGUCAACAGAGAACGCUACAAAAUGGGACAUCUAUAUUUUCUAUAUGUGUGUGUGUGUGUGUGUACAUGUGUCUGUGUACAUUUAUUUUGACAUGUGCUCUUCAUGCUUAUUUAAAGGUUUUUGACAAUAAAAG